Cylindrotheca closterium is the source of this 1053-nucleotide messenger RNA. The record is from the annotation of a GenBank genome assembly. Lineage: Eukaryota; Bacillariophyta; Bacillariophyceae; Bacillariales; Bacillariaceae.
AUGAAGGUCUCCAGCGCAGGUUUGCUGGUUAUUCUUGCGCACUGUGCUUCCACACACACUUCUGAAGCAUUCUCAAUCAUCACCACAUCAAAGAAUCAUGCAACCGGUGCUACUGCCUUGAGAAGCACUGCUGAGCCACAAGCAAAGACUGAGUUCAACUUGAAUGAAUACAUCAUGGCCAUGCAGCCAGAUAUAACAAAGGCACUAGAAGAAACUUGUGUCAGUCUAGACCCACCCAUGACAGAUUUGAUUUCUGAAUCGAUGAGGUAUUCUCUAAUGGCUGGCGGAAAACGUAUCCGACCUGUUUUGUGCCUUGCAGCCUGCGAAAUGUUCGGAGGAAGCAAGGAAGCAGCCAUACCAACUGCAGCAGCUUUAGAAAUGAUCCACACAAUGAGCUUGAUUCACGAUGAUCUGCCGAGUAUGGACAAUGAUGACCUACGAAGAGGAAAACCCACAAAUCACGUUGUAUACGGCGAGGAUAUUGCAAUUUUGGCCGGAGAUGCCAUGCUCAGCACAAGUUUCGAAGUGGUUGCAAAGCAAACACCAAGAGACUUGGUAGAUGCCGAAAGAAUCUUGGAUGUAAUUGGGCGUUUAGGAAAGUCGGUUGGAGCAAAGGGCCUCGCAGGAGGUCAAGUCAUGGACCUUAUCUGUGAGGGAAAAGGAAACGAUGUCACCAUCGAUGACCUAAGAUGGAUUCACACCCACAAAACUGCUGCGCUUUUGGACGUUGCGGUUGCAUCGGGGGCGAUUUUGGGCGGUGCUACCCCUGAAGAAGUGAAGGCUUGCGAGAUUUUUGCUCUCAAUAUUGGGCUUGCAUUCCAAGUUGCUGAUGACAUUUUGGAUGUCACUCAAUCAACAGAGGAACUUGGCAAAACCGCUGCCAAAGACCUUGAAGCGGAUAAGACUACAUACCCAAAGCUCUUGGGACUUGAGGGAGCUCGAGCUGAAGCAGAAAGACUUGUUGUUGUUGCGAAAGAAGCAAUGGCACCAUUCGGGGAUCGUGCAGUCCCGUUGUUGGCACUUGCCGAUUACAUCAUCGAUCGAAAGAAUUAG